AUUACAGGUAAACACAGGUAAAGUGAGUGGAAUUACGAGUUAGAUAUUUUGGGCACAUAUCUACAACAUUAUUACACAACAAAUGGUUUUAAAAACAUACUGUUUGACACAGUGACUUUUGUAAAGACACUUGGUUGUCAAAUAUGACGUAAAAUCAAUUUGAAAAGUGAAAAAAUAUUCAUUAUAUUGGAAUUAAUCUGUUGAACAUCCCGGAAGUCUAGAAAUUAUUUACAAGACAACAGUCCCUCCAACAACAAAAUGUCGCUCCCCAAGAAAGACAGGAAAAGGAUUCUAGCUCAGAUUUGGAGCACGCCGACCCGACACGACAUUGACUUCUUUGACGAAGGGAAGGAGAUCGUCAUCACGUCGUCCUACAAAGACAUCGUGCCCUGGUGGCUGAGGAUCCUCCAGUCGGUGUACCCGGACAUCUCAUACAGGGAGAAGAAGGAGGUCCUCAAGCUGAAACCCGUACCAGGAGUGGUCCUCAAGCUCAACAAGGCCACUGGGGUGCUGAGGGUUUCGGGGAAGAAUCACUGGCCAUGGUUUGUCGAGAAUUUCUCCUGUCUCAUGGAGCAGGGCAACGAGGGUGCUGAAAGCCUGUCAGAUGCAUCAGAGAAUUCAGUCACUCGCUUCUUACAGCUCGACAAAGAUGAUGAAGAGGUUCAGGAUCUGCUGGACAUGAUACCAGAAGGUGGAGGAAUCAUGGCUCACGACUACAUCAUGCGGGUGUGGAAGAGUCUGAUCGACGACUGGUGUGGGGUCGGUGCAGCCGUCUUCAUAGUCACGCCCAAAAUAGACUCGGAAAGACUCUUCCAGAUCAUGUUGUUGAUGAUCCGGAACAAAGGUACAGGCUUCAAAUUGACACUGGUGACCCCAACAAAAACUGCAGAUGGUGAAAAGUUUUCAAAAAUAAUGGACAAGACAAAACGCCGAAUGAAGGAGGUGAAAACGCCACGACAAACAAGGCUUUUGUCAGAUAUAAAAAUUACGUGGGUGGAAGAAACGCUGGAAAUACGGCACGAGGAAUUUUCCACAAACUUUAUAGCCGCGUAUAAAGACGAGCAGGGUGAAGUGUUGACGACAACAGCGUCGUUCAACAAGACUCACUUCCACUUCAACCAGAAGGACAACGUCUGCUACAACCGCCUCUCCACGGCCGACCUCAAGAGAAACUAUCUCUUCCCCCUUGGAAUCGGCAACAAUCUCUUCUAAACCUUGUCUCAAUCCAUCACCUCGGUGUAAUGCUCACGUCUUCUGAAUCAGUUUGAUACUGAGAGUCCAAGCCUGGCAAGUAAGAACAUGGCCAUAACAAAAACUAGUCUGUGGAAAAAGAAGUGUUCCCAGCUUUUUACAUGGCAGUUUUGUGGUUAAUGUGUAGAGGAGGAGUUAGUAUAACAAAAACUAGUCUGUGGAAAAAGAAGUGUUCCCAGCUUUUUACAUGGCAGUUUUGUGGUUAAUGUGUAGAGGAGGAGCUGGUAUAACAAAAUAAAUUAUUUACUAAGAAAAGUGACAGAAAAAUGAAAGCUCCACGUCAAAAUAAAGCUGUGAGAAUUUGAAAACACUGCAGCGAUUUCCACAGCAUUGCCGAUUGCUGUGGUUAAUAGCCAGGGUUGAGAGCCCUUUUUACACACCCUCAGUACAAUUUCAUUUGGUAGAUCCAAAAAUAUUUUAAUUCAAAAGAAUAAAUUGACCUAUAAAAAAUAAAUAAAUAAAAUCACAUGUAAAUUGACCGAAAAAUACAAGAGAAUUCAUGUGUACGUGUAUGAAUUAGCAUGGAAUUAGAAAUAAAAUAUCUUAUAAAAAUGUUUUAAUGAAGGUGAAAAAUACAAGAAAAUUCAUGUGUAAAAGUGUAUGAAUUAGCAUGGAAUUAGAAAUAAACCAUCUUAUAAAAACGUUUUAAUGAAGGUGAAAAAUACAAAAGAAUUCAUGUGUAAGUGUAUGAAUUAGCAUGGAAUUAGAAAUAAAACAUCUUAUAAAAACA
This is a messenger RNA of Gigantopelta aegis, 1981 nucleotides long. RefSeq lists its product as uncharacterized. The record is from RefSeq and is a predicted model, not a curated record. The coding region runs from base 259 to 1212 and encodes 317 amino acids. NCBI's taxonomy places the organism in Eukaryota, Metazoa, Mollusca, Gastropoda, Neomphalida, Peltospiridae. The transcript is spliced from 2 exons.